Molecule: messenger RNA, 246 nt
Organism: Aspergillus calidoustus
Lineage: Eukaryota; Fungi; Ascomycota; Eurotiomycetes; Eurotiales; Aspergillaceae
Source: the annotation of a GenBank genome assembly
AUGGAAUCCCCAUCCCAUACUGGAGAAAAGAGCACUAUUGACUACAACCAAGUUCUUUCGCAGAUCUCGACCAAUCUCACCAAUGCUUUGAAUACAUAUGGACCUUCUUCCAGUCAAUACCAGAUGAUCCGGGAAAUGCUUGAGGAAUACGUGAAGCUCAUCAACAGAAUCAGGGACCAAGGAACUCAAAAUCUGGAUCCUGAUACCCUCAGUUUGGCCAUGAGUUUCCUCGAAAUUGGCAAAUAG